UCGGCUAAUCUCGUUGAUCACCGGCUGCAGCUGAGCUUCAUGUCGAACGCACCUUUUGAUACAUGCUUCGAAGCCUCGGCGCACAACGUCACAUCACUAGUGGAAGCGUCGUUAAAAUGAUACACGUCUUUAAUUUGCUAUCAUGGCUCUUGAUUCUACGCGUCCUUGAGUAUGGUGUGUUGGGAGACACACAAGUGAGGAUGGCGGCAGCAAAAAAGGUGUACAUAAGGAGCUUUUUUUCAACGAAAAUGUGUGACUGGUACAGAUGUUCCGGUGUCAGUGAUGGAAGAAGAUUCAGUCAUUCUACACACUGGUGUUGAAAAUCUUACAGAAAUUAAAUGGUAUUUUAAUAAGACUCGCAUCGCUCAACUCAAUGGAAAUGUCAGUUUUAUCUGUACCGAUAAUCAGUGUAUUAAUGGCACUGAGAGAUUCAGAGGCAGACUGAAGCUGGACCUUAAGACUGGAUCUCUGACCAUCAUGAAAAUCAAUAAAACACACUCUGGAGAAUAUCAACUAGUAGUUGAUGGCAUUGGCAAUAGCAAUGGGGGAAAGAUCCUUAUUAUUACUGUCCAAGAUAAUCCCGCUGUUUAUAAUCAAGUAAAGAAAAACCCGGGAGAGUCUGUCACUUUCAAUCCUGGCGUGAGAAGAGACAUAAUUGUUGUGAUGAAGUGUUUUUUAAAUAAUAUUCUCAUUGCUGAGAUCACCGGAGGUCAGAGUCAGAUCUGCAGUAAUGUUCAGUGUAAAGAGAGAUUCACAGACCGACUGAAACUGGACAGUGAAACUGCAUCUCUGACCAUCACGAACAUCAGAAACACAGAUUCUGGAAAUUAUACACUAGAGAUUUUCAUCAGAAACGACACACACUUCAGCAUCACCAGAGAGAAGACGUUCAGCCUCACUGUCGUUUCUCCUCCACCUUCACGUCUGUCUGGAGGUGCAAUAGCAGGAAUAGUUAUUCUGCUGGUUGUCGUCGCUGCUGUUGUUGGUGGUGUGAUUUACUAUCUUCGUCACAGAAGUGAUAGAGCGGCACAGCCGCAGGAAGGUGUUGCUGAUGAUCCUAGUAGCCACCCUUUGAGGGACAUGGGAGAUUCUUAAAUCAGACUCUGGCUGCUAAUAAAACAAUGCAGCAACACUUUGAUACUGAAAGAAAAACUGGUGUGAAUGCGCUAUUGGAGAAUCACGAAGAAACUUGGUGCUAAAUCAACUGAUUAGCUUCAGUUUGGAGGAGGUGUUGAAGAGGAUCAGUGGAGGAUCAGCUCUCUGCUGGAGUGAGAAGGUGAAUGAGCAGAGCUUCAGCUCUCUGUGAUCAACAUCUUGUUGACGGGACAAUUCCUCAACACAUACACCUGUGGCCAGCUUUAAUGCACUCCACACAGCAUGCCUGUGACCUGCAUCAGAAUGGUUACUAAUGCCCAGAACCCAUGAUUGUAUAAGCAAGUAUAAACUAUUUUAAAAUUAACAUUAGCUGAUUACAUCUAGAGAUGCACAUUAGACCUGCAAUAAUACCCCUUAAAACAUUUACAAAUAAAUUACCUUUUUCAUUCACC
This is a messenger RNA of Danio rerio (zebrafish), 1547 nucleotides long. The record is from RefSeq and is a predicted model, not a curated record. Lineage: Eukaryota; Metazoa; Chordata; Actinopteri; Cypriniformes; Danionidae.